AAACGUGUAAGAACAUUUCAGUUACAUUUCGUCAAGCGUAAUCGCUCGAUAUUAUAUUAAUUGUAAAAAGAAUGACAAUGAAGGUGUUAAUAUUUGCAUUUUUGUGUGUGCUUUUAGCGAAAGGGGAGAUUUCUUUUCAAUUACCAUGGUCGCAAAGAAUGAUGUUGUCGGAGAUUGAGCGUUUCCCUGAAGCAUGGAUGCUCGACUACAACAAGAAAAUAAAAUGGAGUUAUCCAAGCGGUUUGGUGUUAAAAGGUGCAAAAGAGAUCUAUGAACGAACGAAAAACAUAGUAUUCUACGAUUAUAUCAGCGAUUUUGGUCAAACAAUGGUCAAUGAGGACGGCACUAUUAAAACCUACGAUUUGAAAAAAUAUAACCUUGAUAUGCUCAACAAUGGAAAUGUUUUGUUAUAUUUAUAUCCGAUCGAAAAGAAGGAAAAAUAUCUGAAGGCUAUACAGCUACUUCGAUCUCAAAUCCGCGAACAUCCGCGAACAAGUGAAGGUGGCUUCUGGCAUAAAGAAAUGUAUCCGAAACAAAUGUGGCUGGAUGGUCUGUAUAUGGCAGAGCCUUUUUAUGCACAUUAUACCGAAAUGUACAGCAAUCGAACGGAGGCUAAAAACGCUUACAACGACAUCAUUCUACAAUUUGAUUUGGUUCAAAAACAUUUGUUGGAUGAAAAAACUGGCCUAUUGUAUCACGGAUGGGAAGAAAGCAGACAAGAGGCCUGGUCUGACAACGAAACCGGACACUCACCGCAUUUCUGGGGAAGAGCAAUGGGCUGGUACGGAAUGGCAAUCGUGGAUGUUCUGGAUUAUUUGCCAUUUUAUCAUAUCGGAAGGCAGAAAUUAAUAUCAUACUUGAACUCUUACGCCCGCGCAUUGGUCAAAGUGCAAGACAAGAACACUGGACUUUGGUAUCAGAUUUUGGACAAAAUUGGAGAAAGUGGUAACUACCUCGAAGCUACCGCCUCAUCAAUGUUUGUGUACACGUUUGCAAAAGCUGUACGAAAAGGUUAUUUAACUGCAUUCUAUAAAUAUUAUGCGAGAAAAGGAUACAACGGACUUGUUAAAAAUUUAAUUAGCGUCGAACCCAAUGGACUUGUUAAUUUGAAUCAGUGUUGUGCUGUGGCUGGUUUGGGCGGAAAACCGUAUCGAAACGCUUCUUAUGAAUAUUAUGUGAAUGAAAAAGUACGUUCCAAUGACCCGAAAGGCACCGGCCCCUUUAUUCUCGCCAGUUUGGAAUUCGAACACGAAAACUGAAACUUUUUUGAAAUGAACACCCGUUUGUUAAUAAAAUCAAUAAGCUUUUUCUAUA
Molecule: messenger RNA, 1314 nt
Organism: Contarinia nasturtii (swede midge)
Lineage: Eukaryota; Metazoa; Arthropoda; Insecta; Diptera; Cecidomyiidae
Product: unsaturated rhamnogalacturonyl hydrolase YteR-like
Exons: 1
Coding region: 72-1259 (395 amino acids)
Biological process (GO): carbohydrate metabolic process
Source: RefSeq, a predicted model, not a curated record